Molecule: messenger RNA, 1250 nt
Organism: Acanthaster planci (crown-of-thorns starfish)
Lineage: Eukaryota; Metazoa; Echinodermata; Asteroidea; Valvatida; Acanthasteridae
Source: RefSeq, a predicted model, not a curated record
AUUCGAGGAAUAUUCUCCGCCAGGCAAAGCGCACAAAAAAUACCUCCUAGACAGUUUCGAAAAGUGGGGUCUCUUUGGGCCAAGAAAUGGUGGGAUUGUGUCAGUAUGGCCCAGGAUCAUCUGUGUAGAUUCAGGGGCACCCAUCCGGGGGCAAAGCAGACAAAAAUGGGAUUCAAAACUAGAAGAGCCGAGAAAGCCCAUUAGUGAGUGCACACCCAGCACAAGUUCAGAGGGCCAGGGAUCAGUCAAACUACACAGUGGUGCAGGAUUUCUGAUGAUGAGGUGGAGGAUUCAUCCUCUGAUUAUGGAUCACCAGUGAUAGCAUCAAAGAACCUCCAGGUCCUUAUGCAGGAGCCUAGCAUUGGUGAAAGUUCUUCAUCUUCCAAUGAAGGCUCCAGUUGGCCAGCUGACAGAUCUUGGGCCCCGACCCCUGGCCUAGUGAGCAAAGUUGAUAUCUUAAACACGUUCUUAUCUCAUGGUGGUUAUGAGCCAAUAAAAAGACUGAAGCCUCUGGAUAAAUGUAGUUCAAGCACGAAACGGCUGUACAAACGGAAAGCCCGGGGGGGGGGAAGCAAUCAACUUGUCAUUAUCUUGCCUUGCACCAGGACAAGAGGAGGAGAUGCUCGAGGAGGUCAUGAAGGCAGAUAAACAUGAUGACACCAAGUCCAGGUUCACACGGAGGCAGCUACUCUCACUAAUAGCCGAUGGCAGGACCAAAGAACAACUCCUGGCCUUGAUACCCAAUUUGACUGUUUACCGGAUUGACCAGGCCAGGAAACAUGCAAAAGAGGUUGGAACUGGUCAGCCUGUUAUCAUUGGACCAACCGGAUUGACCAGGCCAGGAAACAUGCAAAAGAGGUUGGAACUGGUCAGCCUGUUAUCAUUGGACCAAUUCAAACAUCCAGACUAGAUGAUGUAAAAGUUGAUCACUUUUUGGAUUUCAUCAGCCGACCUAAAUUCAUCUGGGAUGAAUUGUUUGGCACAAAGGUCAUCAACUGAUGAGUCAUGGAGAGAAAUUUGAGAUCCCAAAUGUGGUCCGUUCCGUCAUUGCCUCAAGAAUCAUUGACAUCUACCAAAGCUAUUGUGAAGAGACUGGGUUCUCACCACUGAAAACACGUUCAUUGUGCAGCAUUAUACAGGUUUGUGCAGCCUCAAAGAAGGUACAUGUAUCUCUUGCCGGUCUUGAUCACGUGGUUGCUGAGGGAACUGAAGCUUUUAAGUCCUUGCAUGAGGCAGUGGAGACACUUUGA